AUGUCCGACAACGGGGACGUCGAGGUCGCCUAUUCCACCGUCCUGCCCAAGGAGGUUCUGGCCGAGCAGGGCAGCAUCAAGCUGUUCAACAAGUGGAGCUACGAUGAUGUCGAGAUUCGGGAUAUCUCCUUGACCGAUUACAUCCAGAUCCGCUCCCCCGUCUACCUCUCCCACUCUGCCGGUCGCUAUGCCGCCAAGCGUUUCCGCAAGGCUCAGUGCCCCAUCAUCGAGCGUCUCACCAACUCGCUCAUGAUGAACGGCCGCAACAACGGAAAGAAGCUCCUCGCUGUGCGCAUUGUCGCUCACGCUUUCGAGAUCAUCCACAUCAUGACCGACCAGAACCCUCUGCAGGUUGCCGUUGACGCCAUUGUCAACUGCGGUCCCCGUGAGGACUCCACCCGUAUUGGUUCCCAGGGUACCGUCCGUCGCCAGGCCGUCGAUGUGUCUCCUCUCCGCCGCGUGAACCAGUCCAUCUCUCUGCUCACCAUCGGUGCCCGCGAGGCCUCUUUCCGCAACAUCAAGAGCAUCGCUGAGUGCCUCGCUGAGGAGCUGAUCAACGCUGCCAAGGGUUCUUCCAACUCCUACGCCAUCAAGAAGAAGGACGAGCUCGAGCGUGUUGCCAAGUCCAACCGGUAA
Molecule: messenger RNA, 636 nt
Organism: Penicillium bovifimosum
Lineage: Eukaryota; Fungi; Ascomycota; Eurotiomycetes; Eurotiales; Aspergillaceae
Product: 40S ribosomal protein uS7
Exons: 4
Coding region: 1-636 (211 amino acids)
Biological process (GO): ribosomal small subunit assembly; translation
Cellular component (GO): ribosome; cytosolic small ribosomal subunit
Molecular function (GO): structural constituent of ribosome; rRNA binding; mRNA binding
Source: RefSeq, a predicted model, not a curated record